Pseudomyrmex gracilis is the source of this 609-nucleotide messenger RNA. RefSeq lists its product as uncharacterized. The coding region runs from base 171 to 545 and encodes 124 amino acids. Gene Ontology annotation, molecular function: chitin binding. NCBI's taxonomy places the organism in Eukaryota, Metazoa, Arthropoda, Insecta, Hymenoptera, Formicidae. The transcript has 5 exons. Gene Ontology annotation, cellular component: extracellular region. The record is from RefSeq and is a predicted model, not a curated record.
UGGGAGUAACGUCGUCUUCUGGUUAACCCAAAGAGUAGAUCUCAGUAAAUCGCCAAUUUUUUCAAGUGUGGUCCGCCGCGCGAAAAUAAAUAGACCAGAGAACACGACAAGAUAAAUGAUCACCACGCAGCACGAUACUGCAGACUAAGGGGUCCAGAUUUUCAAAAAAGAUGAUUUCGAGGUAUCAAGUCCUCUGCGCCCUUUUUCUUUUCGGCGCGGUUUUGCUUUAUCAAACAAUGGCGCAAGUGGACGGCUACACACCUGGCGUGGACUAUCCAAUUUACAACUCGGUGCCGUUCGGGCUCACCUUUACCUGCGGAGGCAAGUUACCUGGUUACUACGCCGAUCCCGAGGCCAGAUGUCAGGUGUGGCAUUGGUGCUUGCCAAAUGGACGUCAGUUCAGUUUCCUCUGUCCAAAUGGCACGGUCUUCAGUCAAACAACUCGCGUUUGCGACUGGUGGUUUAAGGUCGACUGCAACGAUUCACCGAGACUUUACGGCAACAAUGACGAGCUCUACAGAGACGUGAAUGGAAACAAGAUUUAACGCGACUCCUAUAUAUUUUACUAUUAGUUGAACAAACUGUAUAAUAAUAAACUCUUUUUUUACA